This is a messenger RNA of Microthlaspi erraticum, 1650 nucleotides long. The record is from the annotation of a GenBank genome assembly. NCBI's taxonomy places the organism in Eukaryota, Viridiplantae, Streptophyta, Magnoliopsida, Brassicales, Brassicaceae.
AUGGCUGAACAUUGUAUGGUGAUUAGCGGUGAAUGGAGAUCUUUGCCUGACGGGAAAUGGGAUUUUGUCAUCGACAAGCAGCGUAUGUCGCAGGUUGUUGCAUUCGAGGAUGGGAUGAGUAUUGAUGAAUUGAAGAAAAACGUCAUUAGAGAAUUCAUCGCUGAUGGUGGGUCUGAGAUAGAUGUUGAAUUAAGCUACUGGCCACCGAACACUCACGAGCUCGCGACCGGCAUUACAACCCCGCCUGUGAUUGUAACCAGUGGCGCUUCUAUCUCUUAUUUCUGCAAGCAUUUCCGCGUAAAGAAUUCAAUGAACUUGUUUGCCAACUUCGGCAAACGAGUCAUCUCUACAUCAUUGCCCGUUGGCAAGGGUUUUUCCGAUGGCUAUACAACACCAAUGCCGACAACUAAAAGAGCCCGCUUCACGGAAGACCUAGGGGGCGAGGGAAUGUUCGGGUUGGGCAUUGACAACCUAGACGAGUUUGGAUCAUCUGUUGGGUCAAGAAAGUUUCCGGUAGAGAUAGAUGACGAGCUGGUGGCUUCACACAUGGAGAAUGUGGAAAACAUUAUGCGCAGCGGAGAUCACACGAAGGAAGAUCUCUUCAACCUGAACACCACCUAUGAGAAGAGUGUUCAUGACUCUUUGGACGAGUUGAAGAGCGACGUCAGCGGAAUCCAACACGACUCUGACGAUCUGAACACUGAUGAAGAGGACAAUGGUCAAGACUCGUGGGACGACUAUGACGUCCGACCCCUUGGCAUCGACGAGGAGUUCUGGGAACCGCUUGUAGAUGAAGUUUAUGGUGGCUCCGACGCCCCAGAUUUCAUGUGCCCCGACGAAGAUCCACCGAUCAAUGCUGGACCAUCUCUCUAUACUUGUUCAACGAACGACGCUUUCGACCACACAGUCAUUGCCGGAGGAGACGGCGGUGUCUGGAAGAACGAAGCCCCGAGCGGAGCUUCGACUGCUUCUGGUUGUUCCGAUCCCGACUACUCGGGGAAUGACUCCAUGAACGCAGAUAGCGGUGGGCAACCUCAAACUCCGCGUGGGACUUUCAACCAUCCAAGCAGCAGGAAGAAUGUGUACAGCCAUGGUGGUAAUGCACAAGGACCCGAUAGAACGAGAAAACACAGCUUUGGACAGAAGAACAUGGACAGCAAUGGUGGCAAUGGACAAGGAUCAGAUUGCCCGAGGAAUCAGAGCUUUGGACAGAAGAGCAUGGACAGCAAUGGCGGCAAUGCACAAGGAUCAGAUGGCCCGAGGAAUCAGAGCUUUGGACAGAAGAGCAUGGACCGCAAUGGUGGACCGAAGCCGUGGUCGAGUGACUUUGUUCGCGAAAAUGUGUACAAGGGACGUUCCCUCACCGACAUAGACGACGAGGAGUUUGAUAUCCCUCCUAUGUACGACGACCUCCUAUACGACACCACCGACAUCCCUGACCUCGACAUAGACGAAAUAGGCGGCGAAGUGGCAGUCGGGAAAGUGUUCUCCUCCAAGAAAGAUUGUCAAGUAGCUCUCGCAAUAUACGCCAUCAAAAACAUGUUCAAUUUCCGCCAAACCACAACUAAGAGAAACUACUUCGUACUAAAUUGUACCGAUCAGCGCUGCGAGUGGAGAAUACUAGCUGGUCAGGUUAAGCACUGUGGGUAA